Oppia nitens is the source of this 1181-nucleotide messenger RNA. RefSeq names its product probable periplasmic serine endoprotease DegP-like. Lineage: Eukaryota; Metazoa; Arthropoda; Arachnida; Sarcoptiformes; Oppiidae. The transcript is spliced from 3 exons. Gene Ontology annotation, molecular function: serine-type endopeptidase activity. Bases 51 to 1181 code for a protein of 376 amino acids. The record is from RefSeq and is a predicted model, not a curated record. Gene Ontology annotation, biological process: proteolysis.
AAUAUGAUUGUUAAUCAAUUAAUCAUUGAUUAGAUACAUACAUAAAAAACAUGUACCGGUAUUGUAAUAGACAUGGAUUGACAGUUAUAACUGCGGCAGCUAUUGUUGUUGACUGUCAUCAGUGGUCGAAAAACAUUGGUUAUAAGCACCGGGAUAUUGUUUGCACACUGGAUGAACAACAACAACAACAACAAUACGGACAGACAGUUGGUUAUCAGUUGAUGAAAACGGUUCACAUGACUAACCAAAAGUACAACAUUGACUAUAUAUUCAAUCUGACGGCCAGCAAAUUUGUCAAAGUUUAUCAACCAAACUAUCAGUUAGGACUAUCGGAAGGUAUCGGCACCGGUACUGUGAUUAAGUAUAGCCGCCAACCGUUAAUAGUAACCAACGAACACGUAACCUCUGGCCGAUCUAUUAUGUAUAUACAGUGCAAUCACGAAUCCAAUGCACGUCCCGGUCAAGUAGUCUACGAGAAUCAUGCGCUUGAUUUGGCACUUAUAUGGGUUCCCAGUUUGCAGUUUGAUUUUAUGCUCAGCGAUUGUCAACCAGUAGUGGAUAGCGAACUCGAGUUUGGCGAUGAAGUCAUUUCGGUAGGUUUUACACCAUUUGGACCGACUAUUUACAUGGGCUGCGGCCAUGCGGUCUGUACGGACAGUUUUGGACCGCCAGCCGAUCCCAUAGUUUUCAUUCCCACAAUAAGCUACGUAAAGCAUACGGCCGGCCAGUGUCCCGGUUUUUCUGGCGGUCCUACUAUGAAUUUAUCGGGCAAAUUGGUGGCCAUCAACUGUAUUGGCCGUGAAUACAAUCAAUAUAACUAUUCAAUACUUGCCAUUGAUUUGUUUAAAAAUUUUGUUGAAAUCGGUGGCAUAUUUAUGAUACAACAGAUGGAUAAACGGGAAUUUCAACACUCAUUAAGAUUAGGACUGACACUACAGUGGACUUCAUUAUCAUUAGCUUCUGGUGGUUGUCUUAUCAGAGAUAAGUUUUGCAAAACACUUGAAAACCAAGAUCUGGAUACCGAUGAUAUUAUAGUGGGAAUUAAUGGACAAAUAGUUAGAUCGUUGGAUCACUUUAUGAAUGAAAUUACUGCCCAAACUGCCGACAUAACUGUCCUGAUUAAGGGCGAUAAAGCUCCGCAUACUAUACAGACUCAGCUAUUGGACAUUAUGUGGAUUUGA